This is a messenger RNA of Homarus americanus (American lobster), 738 nucleotides long. RefSeq names its product peptidyl-prolyl cis-trans isomerase CYP18-4-like. The record is from RefSeq and is a predicted model, not a curated record. Lineage: Eukaryota; Metazoa; Arthropoda; Malacostraca; Decapoda; Nephropidae. Gene Ontology annotation, molecular function: peptidyl-prolyl cis-trans isomerase activity. Gene Ontology annotation, biological process: protein peptidyl-prolyl isomerization.
GUUGAUGAUCUGGGCAGGAUGACUGAGGGUGUCAAGAGGCAGGUGUUGGAGGCUGGCCGGGUGUACGCUGUCCACCAAGACCAACACGGCCUCCGCUCCUCCAGGAUAACUACACAGGAUGGGCGGCUCUACCUGCACACACUCCAGAGCCAGCCCGCCCCCCUCCACGCCCACACCAUCCAGUUCACCGACGUUGUGGGCGCCCUGGACUGUUCCUCCACCCUGGUAUUUCUUGACCUGGGCUGGGCCGGGUCAACAAGAGGCCGGGUCCACAUCCGGCUUAGCCCCGACACUCCGCUCGGCAGACAAUUUACGUUGUUGUGUACGGGCCAGCGGGGCCACACCUACGCCAACACAAACUUACUGGAGGUGUGUAACAAGGGUAGUGAGAGGGAGUAUGUGCUGGGUGGAGACUACCAGUAUAAUGAUGGGAGGGGAGGAGCCUCACUACUGCCUGACCUCCAGGGUGAUUACCGCGGGUCAGGGAGUGCGGGGGAUGUGAGGUGGUGUUAUGAUGAUGAUGCCCGGGGUGCACAGUUCAUCAUCUUCACCAGGGACCACCGCUCUCUUAGUUUCCCUGUGGUGUUUGGUCAGGUGGAGAGCGGGCUGGAGGUGGUGAAGGCAGCAGCCAACCACAGUAACAUCAGGGAGGUGACUGUGGUUGACUGUGGUGUUGUGUUGACCAUCUAGUUCACUGUACCAUCACCAUGUCACCAUCACUUAUGUCACCAUCACCAU